GUUCGUGCCGAGCCGUCGGGGCAUAGCCGGGCAGCCAGCGUCCCUGGGCGAGGAAGAUGCUGCCGAUCAGGAAGACCGCGAAACAGAGCAAAAGGGGUAUUCUAGAACGCUUGGAUGCCGGAGAAAUUGUGAUCGGAGAUGGGGGAUUUGUCUUUGCUCUUGAAAAGAGGGGAUAUGUAAAAGCUGGGCCUUGGACUCCUGAAGCAACUGUAGAACACCCAGAAGCAGUACGUCAGCUUCAUCGAGAAUUCCUCAGAGCUGGAUCCAAUGUUCUGCAGACCUUCACCUUUUAUGCCAGUGAGGACAAACUAGAGAACAGGGGCAAUUAUGUAGCUGAGAAAAUAAGUUGCCACAAAGUGAAUGAAGCUGCUUGUGACAUUGCAAGAGAAGUGGCUAAUGAAGGUGAUGCUUUAGUAGCUGGAGGAGUCAGUCAAACACCAUCUUACUUAAGCUGCAAGGAUAAAACAGAGGUUAAAGCAGCCUUUCAAAAGCAACUGGAAGUUUUUAUGAAGAAGAAUGUGGACUUCCUAAUUGCAGAGUAUUUUGAACAUGUUGAAGAGGCUGUGUGGGCAGUUGAAGUUCUAAAAGAAUCUGGAAAGCCAGUUGCAGCUACGAUGUGCAUUGGUCCAGAAGGAGACAUGCAUGGAGUGUCCCCUGGACAAUGUGCUGUCCAGCUGGUAAAGGCUGGUGCUUCUAUAGUUGGAGUCAACUGCCAUUUUGAUCCAGAAACUUGCCUUGAAACUGUGAGGCUGAUGAAAGAGGGCUUGCAGGCUGCUAAACUGAAAGCCCACCUGAUGUGCCAGCCACUUGCUUUCCAUACACCUGACUGCGGAAAGCAGGGGUUUAUUGAUCUUCCAGAAUUUCCCUUUGGUCUGGAGCCAAGAAUUGCCACCAGAUGGGACAUUCAAAAAUAUGCAAGAAAGGCCUAUGACAUAGGAAUUCGUUUCAUUGGGGGCUGUUGUGGAUUUGAGCCGUAUCAUAUUCGAGCAAUAGCUGAGGAGUUGGCUCCCGAAAGAGGAUUUUUGCCAGAAGCUUCUGAGAAACAUGGUAACUGGGGUGAUAACCUGAGCAUGCAUACCAAACCCUGGGUCAGAGCAAGGGCAAGAAAAGAAUACUGGGAGAAUCUGAAGCCUGCUUCAGGCAGGCCAUAUUGUCCUUGCAUGUCAAAGCCAGAUGGCUGGGGAGUGACCAAAGGAGCCAAGGAGCUGAUGCAACAGAAAGAAGCGACAACUGAACAACAGCUGAAGGAGCUCUUCCAGAAGAAGAAGUUCUAAUCCACCACAGUUGUGUAAAUCUUAAAAUGAUUUAGCUACAGACCAUCUCAGACUUCAGAAGAGAAUCUGUGAAGAUGAAUACUGUGUUGAUUUAUCAGUUAAAAUUAAAUAAAAGAGACAAAAUGCAGAAAGAAUGUGAUUACAAAGUAAAUAUGUAUAACUUUGAUAAUAAAA
Molecule: messenger RNA, 1448 nt
Organism: Hirundo rustica (Barn swallow)
Lineage: Eukaryota; Metazoa; Chordata; Aves; Passeriformes; Hirundinidae
Product: betaine--homocysteine S-methyltransferase 1
Exons: 8
Coding region: 57-1274 (405 amino acids)
Molecular function (GO): betaine-homocysteine S-methyltransferase activity; zinc ion binding
Source: RefSeq, a predicted model, not a curated record